AUAGAAGUUUAUCAGAUUCAACUUGUCGAAAAGUCUAAUCAGAUUGAUCUUCUUACUCUUUGUCAGUUCUCUCACACUCUAGCCACUACUCUCCCAGAGAAUGGAGGAAGCGAAGAGUAUGCCAAAUGCCAGUGUCACGACGGUGCCCCCGAGUCAGGGGCUUGAGCGUGGACCUGAACAGGCUAAGCGCCCCUCUGAUGAAAGCAGUGCUCCCAGUGAAGACGUGCUGUUCACUGCUGGCAUUGGCCUCGAGAAGGAUGACCCAACACUUCCUUGCCUGACCAUUCGCAUGUGGGUCAUUGGGAUCGUCUUUUGCCUUCUCGGGAGCGGAAAAGCCUGGGAGUUUUUUAUCCCAGACUGGGGUAUCACUGUUUUCGGGCACCACAUAUCCCUCAAUCCUGGACCUUUCAAUUACAAGGAAAAAAUUCUCAUUUAUAUCCUUGCAAAUCUCAGCUUCCUCACUCGAUUGAGCGCAGAUGUCCUCACUGAGCAGCGUGUCUUCUAUGGCCUCAAAGCAGGAUGGGGCUUCGAGCUGACCAUGACGCUUGCCACCAUUCUUUUCGGCUUCAGUCUAGCCGGCAUAUUUCGUUCGCUCGUCGUGGAGCCAGCCAGCCUUGUGUGGCCCGGAGUUCUUGGUAAUACUGCCCUGAACCAUACCCUCCAUUCCAGAAAGAACACACUGGACCUAGACACCAAGUUCAAGAUGUCUCGCUACCAAUUUUUCAUGAUUGUCUUUUGCGGAUCUUUUUGCAGGUAUUGGUUUCCAGACUUCAUCUUUCCAGCUCUGGGCUACUUCACUUUGAUCUGUUGGGCUGCACCGAACAACGCUGUAGUUAACCAGAUUUCUGGCAUGAAGAGUGGACUAGGUAUCUUGCCUGUCACCUUUGACUGGAGUCAGAUUGCCUACAUUGGAUCUCCUCUGGUUGUGCCUACCUGGGCGAUUCUCAAUGUCCUGGCAUCGCUCAUCUUCUGGAUCUAUGCCGUUUCGCCUGCAAUAUACUACAGCAACACGUGGUCUUCUGCCUACCUCCCCAUCCAAAGUGACUCUGUGUACGACAACACCGGCGCUAUCUACCUGCCUGUCACGUACGCGCUCAACACGUUCGGACUCUCGUUUGCUACAAUAUCGUCACUGUUAAUUUGGCUGUAUUUGGAGCGACGCCACAGCAUCAUCGCCAUAUUCCAGGCGUCUUCAUUGUCCUCAUUAUUUAAGCGCGGUCCGAUACCGAGCUGGAACCUCCAGCCGGCUUAUAAGACUGUUCCCGCAUGGUGGUGGCAUGGGGUCUUGCUUGCCCUGGUAAUAUGCGCGGUCUUCUUCGUCGCACUUGCUCUGGUAUAUGCCACAGCCAAUGUCAAAAUCCAAAUUGAUAUUUUCUGUCGUAUAGUUGCCGGCUAUGUCUACGAAGGAAAAGUGCUCGCUAACAUAUGGUUCUUCAAUGUGGGAUACAUAUCGGGCAUCAAGGGCCUCGCCUUCGCUCAGGACCUCAAGCUCGGGCUCUACUGCAACAUUCCGCCACGCAAGCUCUUCCUAGUGCAAGCUGUCGGCAUCGUCAUGGGCACUCUCGGCCAGGUCUCAACAUUGAACUGGGCUCUGGAGCAAAUCCCUCAUAUUUGCACCGAUGCAGCCCCCAACGGCUUCACGUGUCCGUUUUCACGCACCCACUUCAACACAACUUCAGGCACCAAUUAUGGAAGCUGGGCCAUCGUCGGACUGGUAUUUGGGCUUUGGCUCAAGAGGAGAGAGAGAGACUGGUGGAGGCGAUACAACUUCGUGCUGAGCUCGGCACUGGACUGCUCAGUCGCCAUCGCAGGAGUGAUAAUCUUCUUCGCCGUCUUUUACACUGGUGCAGCAAAUAACUUUGCGUAGUGGGGAACAGACGUGUACAAGGUACUUUUACAUCGACCAUUCCAAAGAGCAGAUCUUACUUUGCUAAUGCACUCCAGGACACUUGCGACUGGAAAGGGUGCAGAUACAAGACGAUACACAAGGGUAG
Molecule: messenger RNA, 1994 nt
Organism: Verticillium dahliae VdLs.17
Lineage: Eukaryota; Fungi; Ascomycota; Sordariomycetes; Glomerellales; Plectosphaerellaceae
Product: sexual differentiation process protein isp4
Exons: 10
Coding region: 101-1867 (588 amino acids)
Biological process (GO): transmembrane transport
Molecular function (GO): oligopeptide transmembrane transporter activity
Source: RefSeq, a predicted model, not a curated record